Messenger RNA from Fopius arisanus, 1871 nucleotides. RefSeq names its product serpin B3. Bases 160 to 1479 code for a protein of 439 amino acids. Gene Ontology annotation, molecular function: serine-type endopeptidase inhibitor activity. The record is from RefSeq and is a predicted model, not a curated record. Lineage: Eukaryota; Metazoa; Arthropoda; Insecta; Hymenoptera; Braconidae. The transcript is spliced from 4 exons.
CAGGGAUUUUGUCCAGUCCAGCAUUGGCUAAUGCCAAACCUCGAUGUGGAAAUUGUGAUGUUGAAAGAGUCUAUUGAAUUAGCAACAUUAACUCUUACCAGUGAUCAAGUCAAUUCGUAACGCAUUUUGAAAAUAUAGGGAAGCGAAAAUUUUUUGAAAAUGAAGGGAUUGUUUACUCUGUACAUAUUAAUCCUCUGCACAAUCACGAGAAUAAAUUCUCAAUGCAUAACCGAGAAUGACAAUCCAACGUCGAUGAACCCAGAUGCCAAGAACUUGCUGACAGCUGCCAAAUUCAAGUUCACACUCGAUGCAUUCAGAAAAUCAUCGGCUAUCGAGCCCAAGGAUAAUUUAUUCUUCAGUCCUCACAGUUUGCACGAGGCUUUAACUCUAGUUUACUUUGGUGCACGUGGUACAACAUCGGAGUCUCUGAGAAGAGCACUCCAAAUACCUCAACAUCUCUCCAAGAUUGAUGUCCAACGGAUUUACUCCCUCAACAGGGCUUUCAAAAAUAUUCAAGAGUUUCUGGGAAAUGGCUCAUCAGAUUACGAAUUCAGGACUGCCAAUCGCCUGUACAUCAGCAGUGCCAAGAAGGUACAGCAGUGUAUAGUGGACAUCUUCAACCAGGAGAUUGAAAAAGUGGACUUCGGGAUGGAUCCCAAUGCUGUGAGAGUGAGAAUCAAUGAUUGGGUCAGUAAUACCACAAAAGGACAGAUAAAGGAUUUGAUUCCCUCGGAUGGAAUCGACGAGACGAGCGAUCUGGUGCUCGUCAAUGCUGUCUACUUCAAGGGACUCUGGCAGAGUAAAUUUGACAGCGCCAACUCCAACAGGGACAUCUUCUACGGCUCCAAAAAUUCAUUCGUCACUUUCAUGAGGCAGAAGACGACAUUCAAUCACAUGGUUUCGGAAGAACUCGGUGCCCACGUUCUGCAGCUGCCCUACAAGGGCAAGGACAUCUCGAUGUUCAUAAUUCUCCCGCCAUUCGCAAUGGCGAGAUCUCUGUAUGAAGAUGGAACAGCUGGUGAUGAUGGAAUCAGACAAGUAAUCGAGAGAAUGACGACUACCGAGAGGGGAAUCCAGGAGCUCGAGGACAUCCUUAACGACGGAAUGCCCUCCAAAGAGGUCGAGGUGUCACUUCCUCGUUUUACAGUGGAGAAGGAGCUGCCUGUUGCUCGUCUCCUGGUGGAAAUGGGAGCUGGUGAGCUUGUCAGUCAGAAUGCAGCUGAUCUCAGUGGUUUCGUGGAGCAACCUGAUCGCGUUCAUCUCGGUGAUGCUGUACACAGAGCAAAAAUUGAGUUAAACGAGGAGGGAACAACAGCUGCUGCUGCCACUGCCAUCUUCAGCUUCAGAUCCAGCAGACCUGCUGAACCUGCUGUCUUCAAGGCCAAUCAUCCUUUUAUUUAUUUGCUGUACGACAAGGAGAGCAAGUCCAUCAUCUUCUCGGGGAUCUAUCGCACACCCACUACUCCAUCGGAGACCUAAAUUAUCUGUCCUCAAUUUUCAGAUUUUAAUCCAGACUUAAUCGUUGAGUUGCCAGUGGAUCAAAAGAGACUAAAUCAUGAAAUCAAUCUCUGGGAUUAAUUCAUCAUGAUAGUUUUAGUAUCUGUAGACAAUCUGUUUAUUUUUAAGAUAACGUCCUGACACGAAUAUAUUGAGUAUUUAUUUUUACAUUUUUAAAUCGAUAUUUUUUUUAUUUUUCACCUGAUAUUUUGAAACUCAUUCUUGUUCUUUUCGUUAUUAAAAUUAAUAGAUGUUAUCAGAAUAAAGAUAUUUAUAGAUAUUUCGUAUAAAAAUUUAUAACAAAUAGGAAAUUAAUGAGGAGAAAUGAAACAUCAGUUGCAAAGUGGUGAAAUAAAGAGAGUAGAUUUUCUUUA